AUUAUACGUCGCAUUAUUUCAUAUCAUCUCACGCGGCCUUUUCAACCAAACCAAGUCCCUAUUAUUUCAGCGCAAGUUUAUAUAAGGAUCGACGAUAUGUAAGUUUUCCCAGUUCUUUAUUUCCAAGGAUAUAUAGAUGAACUAAGCAUAAAGAUUCUUCAUUUUCUUCUCUCAAAACUUGAAAUCCUUGUUAUCUAUCUUGUGUUCAAAAUUUCCCACACCCAAUUCCCACAUUAUUUUGAAUGGAUGGGCACGUAGCUUUAGGGUUUGGAUUCAUAAUAGUUGGUUUGUGGCACCUCUUUAACCACAUCAAGCUUCACGCUAUCAGCCCCAUGUCUUACAAUUACUGUACAACUUUCUGGUUUCCCACCCGAAAGUUCAAAUACUUAGAACUUAUCUUCAUCAUGGUUAGCAGCUCAAUCUUCAUAGCCAUGGAACUUUUUAUCUCUCCUUCUCAUCACCAACCAUUCGACCCAGACGGAAGCAUCCCUUCCACACACCUUCACAACUUGGAACAUUCAUCUAUGUCCCUAACCUUCUUCAUCUAUGCUUCAUUCGCCAUAGCUUUAGAUCUCACUUCCUCUAAAGCACAGAGAGAACUAACCCAAUUGUUAGCAGCCAUAGCUUUUGCUCAGCAACUGUUUCUCAUUCACUUUCACACUUCUGAUCACAAUGGACCAGAAGGCCAAUACCACCUCCUGGCUCAGUUUCUGGUUCUUGUUUCUUUGACCACAACGCUUAUAGGAAUUGGCUUGCCAAGCAGUUUCUUAGUUAGCUUCUUGAGAUCGGUUAGUAUAAUGUUCCAAGGUGUGUGGCUUAUGGUCAUGGGUUUUGUGCUUUGGACUCCUGGGUUGAUUCCUAAAGGCUGUUUUAUGAACCCAGAGGAAGGCCACGUUGUGGUGAGAUGUUCUAAUGAAGAGGCACUUCGAAGAGCUCUUUCGCUUGUUAAUAUUCAGUUCAGCUGGUUCUUUAUUGGGGUUGCCGUUUUUGCUGUGUCGUUUUAUAUGGUUCUGGUCAAGUAUUACCAAGGCAAGCUGGCAUACGGCCGUUUAGCGGUUGAUCCACCCAAUGACGACAUUGAGUUUCAAAAGAAAAGCAUACAACUUGUUGGUAAUGUGGUUACUCAUUAAACUGGUGAAUUCCAUAUGUGCAUGUGCUUGUAUAGACCAUUCAAUUCGUUUAAAUAAUUUAUUACACCUAUUUUGUUAUUUAAAUAAAUAUAUAUACAUGUGUGUGUGUGUGUGUUGCGAUAGUGAUAGACUGAUAGUACGUUAUCUUUUUUGUUUUGUUGUUGUUUAGGUUCAGAUAAUAGCACGCUAUCAAAUGGGUAGUGAAUUUUCAAUAUUUUAAAA
Messenger RNA from Neltuma alba, 1352 nucleotides. Its product is annotated as transmembrane protein 45B-like. The record is from RefSeq and is a predicted model, not a curated record. The transcript has a single exon. Bases 243 to 1130 code for a protein of 295 amino acids. Lineage: Eukaryota; Viridiplantae; Streptophyta; Magnoliopsida; Fabales; Fabaceae.